Paraglomus occultum is the source of this 372-nucleotide messenger RNA. The record is from the annotation of a GenBank genome assembly. NCBI's taxonomy places the organism in Eukaryota, Fungi, Glomeromycota, Glomeromycetes, Paraglomerales, Paraglomeraceae.
AUGUCAUCUACUGAUAUCUCGGAUGUGAACCUUUUUGCAACACAGUCAUUAAAGCAACCACCUGUCAUAGCGCGGAGAGUAUCAGGCAAAAUAUGGAAACACCCCAAGCUUGCAACUCGACGUACUCAAAUGUCAAAAUCCCUCCGUAAGACCUGGGAUCUGCGUGUUCAAGAGCGCAAAGAACGUGAAGCUCUCAAGCUGAUAGAAAAAGAGAUCAAAGACAGAGAAGAAGCAAAAAGGCAACAAAGGAGAGAGGCCAUUUUAAAGAAGAAAAAGGCUCAGGAAGAGAAGGAACGUCUUGAACAUCUAGCCGCAGUGUAUUCGGCCAAGAAGAUGAAACGAUUAAAGAAAAAACUUGGCAAGAGAAAAUGA